AUGGGUUGUUGUAAAAGUACUCCAGUAACAACAAUCACAUCUUUAACAAAUUUAUCACAGUUAGAAUUGGCUAAAUAUCAAGAAAUUAUUCAAUCGGUACCACUAAAAUAUAGACAAUCACUAAGAAAUAUGCCAGCUGAUCAAUUACUAACUGGAUAUAAAUAUCAUGAAAUUGCAAGACAGAAUUUCAAGAUAUUUCUAUAUCCCUUAGCCCUAAUUAAUGACAGAAAAGCAUUGACAAUGUUCUUAAAGUAUUUGCCAGAUAAUCAUUAUAUAAUUGUUAAUAUAUUAGAAAAUAUGUCUUGGGCAUAUUAUGAACUUGGUGCAAAUAAUGCAGCAAAAGAAGUAAUAAUAAUAGUAAUACAAAUAUUGAAAGAUAAUGGUGAUGAUGAUGAGAAUAAUAAAAAAAUUGCUUCACAAUAUUUUCAACUUGGUAAAAUUUAUCAAUUAGCAAAAAAUUAUGAUAUGGCGAUUCUUUCGAAGAAGGAAGCAUUGAAAUUCGGUCGUUCGAUAUUUACUCAAGAAACUGUUCAUGAAAUCGAAGAACAAAUUGAAAAACUAACAGAACUGGCUCAUGGUAAUUUUAUGAGAAUAAUGUAUGAACAGCUAAUUGAAAUGAAUGCUCAAAAUGGUACAUUACAAUUUGAUAAAAAUGAAUUUAAACGUAAAGCAGACAAACAAACGGAAACAUUAGUCGAUGAUCAAAUAUUGAAAGAUGUUUAUGAUGCAUUUGAACAUUGGUUAAGAAAAUAUUUGACAUUUAAUGGUGACGGUUAUAUAAACUUCAUAGCUGCACAAUUUAAAAAUACCAACAUGAAACAGAGUAUGUUGACACCGGCAGUAAUUGAAGCUGCAUUAACAAUAAUUAUUGAUCAUUUACAAGAUUAUCCGAAAUUAAUUGAAUUAAAUAAAAAAUAUCAAAUUUCAUAUACUGAUGAGAGCAAGAAUUAUUCAGUUGGUAUUCGAGUAUUUCAAGCAGAAUCUAAGACUACUAAAGCAUGA
Molecule: messenger RNA, 1002 nt
Organism: Didymodactylos carnosus
Lineage: Eukaryota; Metazoa; Rotifera; Eurotatoria; Philodinida; Philodinidae
Source: the annotation of a GenBank genome assembly